Glycine soja is the source of this 3980-nucleotide messenger RNA. RefSeq names its product topless-related protein 3-like. The record is from RefSeq and is a predicted model, not a curated record. Gene Ontology annotation, molecular function: protein binding. The coding region runs from base 262 to 3654 and encodes 1130 amino acids. Lineage: Eukaryota; Viridiplantae; Streptophyta; Magnoliopsida; Fabales; Fabaceae. The transcript is spliced from 25 exons. Gene Ontology annotation, biological process: regulation of DNA-templated transcription.
AUCAAGAUAGCGAGACCGAGUCUCUCCAUUCUCUCUCCUCCUCUUAUCAGCAGCUUUUCAAACCCUAGAAUUUCUCAAACUCGGAGCUUCUGCAAUCCUCAAGAACUUAUAAAUUCUUGAGGAAUUUGAGGUUGUGGACACUCCGUGGCUUGAUUUUUUCUUCUUUUUUUUCUAUGGUGUAUUUGCGUUUGAAGAUCGGUGUUUGAAGAUCGGUGUUCGAAGAUCGAGAUUACUGACGCGUUUCCGAUUUGAGGAGCAGCUAUGACUUCUUUGAGCCGAGAAUUAGUAUUUCUGAUACUCCAAUUUUUGGAGGAGGAGAAGCUGAAGGAGUCGGUGCACAAGCUCGAGAAAGAAUCUGGGUUUUUCUUCAAUAUGAAGUACUUUGAGGAAAAAGUACAGGCUGGUGAAUGGGAAGAAGUUGAGAAGUACUUAACAGGGUUUACCAAAGUUGAUGAUAACAGAUACUCCAUGAAAAUAUUCUUUGAAAUCAGGAAGCAGAAAUAUCUAGAAGCACUUGAUAGGCAAGACAAGGCAAAGGCUGUUGAGAUAUUAGUGGGUGAUUUAAAAGUUUUCUCCACCUUCAAUGAGGAACUAUACAAAGAAAUCACCCAGCUGUUAACUCUUAGUAAUUUCAGGGAGAAUGAGCAGCUGUCCAAGUACGGUGACACCAAAAAUGCUAGAGGAAUUAUGUUGAUAGAGCUAAAAAAGCUCAUAGAGGCAAAUCCUCUUUUCCGUGACAAACUUAUCUUCCCUACCCUUAGGUCAUCAAGAUUGCGGACAUUGAUCAAUCAAAGUUUAAAUUGGCAACACCAGCUUUGCAAAAACCCUAGGCCAAAUCCGGAUAUAAAGACUUUAUUCACUGACCACACAUGUACACCUCCUAAUGGUCCUCUAGCACCUACACCUGUCAAUCUUCCUGUUGCUGCGGUUGCAAAGCCUGCUGCUUAUACUUCAAUUGGUGCUCAUGGUCCCUUUCUGCCUGCCACAGCAACUGCUAAUGCUAAUGCUUUGGCUGGUUGGAUGGCCAAUGCCUCAGCUUCAUCAUCUGUCCAAGCAGCUGUUGUCACAGCAUCUGCCAUACCUGUCCCACAGAAUCCAGUGUCUAUCUUGAAGUGUCCAAGAACACCUCUGACAACUGCAGGCAUGGCGGAUUAUCAGAAUGCUGAUCAUGAGCAGUUAAUGAAAAGACUCCGGCCUGCUCCUUCUGUAGAGGAGGUUUCAUGUCCUGCUGCUCGACCAGCCUCUUGGUCGCUGGAUGAUCUACCAAGAACAGUGGCUAUGACAUUGCAUCAAGGAUCCUCUGUGACAAGCAUGGACUUUCAUCCUUCUCACCAAACCUUACUUCUCGUUGGUUCUAAUAAUGGUGAAAUUACACUUUGGGAGCUUGGGUUGCGAGACAGGUUGGUCUCAAAGCCAUUCAAGAUAUGGGAUAUCUCAGCAUGCUCAUUACCAUUUCAGGCAGCUAUGGUCAAAGAUGCACCUAUUUCUGUCAGCCGUGUCACAUGGAGCCUUGAUGGAAAUUUUGUGGGUGUUGCAUUUACUAAACAUUUGAUUCACUUGUAUGCCUACACUGGAUCAAAUGAGUUGGCUCAGCGUAUAGAGGUUGAUGCCCAUAUUGGUGGAGUUAAUGACUUGGCAUUUGCUCAUCCGAAUAAACAACUCUGUAUUGUGACUUGUGGAGAUGAUAAGUUGAUAAAGGUCUGGGAUUUAACUGGACGGAAACUAUUUAACUUUGAGGGGCAUGAGGCACCUGUAUAUUCUAUCUGUCCUCAUCACAAAGAGAGCAUUCAGUUUGUAUUUUCAACUGCCAUUGAUGGCAAAAUAAAAGCCUGGUUAUAUGAUAAUAUGGGUUCUAGGGUUGAUUAUGAUGCCCCAGGUCAUUGGUGUACUACAAUGCUUUACAGUGCUGAUGGAAGUAGACUGUUUUCUUGCGGAACUAGUAAAGAUGGAGAAUCAUUUCUUGUUGAAUGGAAUGAAAGUGAAAGAGCUAUUAAGAGAACAUACAAUGGGUUCAGAAAGAAAUCCGCUGGUGUCGUGCAGUUUGACACAACCCAAAAUUGCUUUUUGGCUGCUGGUGAAGAUGGCCAAAUCAAAUUUUGGGACAUGGACAAUAUUAAUCUUUUGACAAGCACUGACGCAGAGGGUGGACUACAGGCCCUUCCGCACUUGAGAUUCAACAAGGAAGGAAAUGUGCUUGCUGUUACUACUGCAGACAAUGGAUUCAAAAUUCUUGCUAAUGCCAAUGGUCUUAGAUCCUUGAGAACAGUUGAAACUCCAGGAUUUGAAGCAUUGAGGUCACCAAUUGAAUCUGCUGCAGUCAAGGCAUCUGGCUCUUCUGCUGUUAAUGUUAGUCCUGUCAACUGUAAAGUAGAAAGGAGCUCACCAGUCAGGCCUUCUCCAAUUCUUAAUGGAGUUGAUCCCAUGGGUCGAAAUGUGGAGAAACCUAGAACUGUGGAAGAUGGAAUAGAUAAAGCUAAACCAUGGCAGCUGUCUGAAAUUGUGGAUGCUGUCCAAUGUCGGUUAGUUACAACGCCUGACAGUACAGAUUCUUCCAGCAAGGUUGUUCGACUUUUAUAUACAAACUCUGGUGCUGGUCUUUUGGCACUUGGUUCAAAUGGUGUUCAGAAGCUGUGGAAGUGGGCUCGUUGUGAACAAAAUCCCAAUGGGAAGGCAACUGCUAGUGUUGUUCCACAGCAUUGGCAGCCCAACAGUGGUCUUCUUAUGACUAAUGAUGUCACGGGUGUCAACCUUGAUGAAGCUGUUCCUUGCAUUGCACUCUCAAAGAACGACUCAUAUGUUAUGUCUGCAUGUGGCGGAAAGAUUUCUUUGUUUAACAUGAUGACAUUCAAGGUAAUGACAACAUUCAUGCCACCACCCCCUGCCUCUACCUUUCUGGCUUUCCACCCUCAAGAUAACAACAUCAUAGCCAUUGGGAUGGAGGAUUCAACAAUUCACAUAUAUAAUGUUAGAGUGGAUGAGGUGAAAUCUAAAUUGAAGGGUCAUCAAAAGCGAAUUACUGGUUUAGCCUUUUCAACCUGUCUUAACAUCCUGGUUUCAUCUGGUGCUGAUGCUCAACUUUGUGUAUGGAGCAUUGAUACAUGGGAGAAAAGAAAAUCAGUUCCCAUACAACUACCCGCAGGAAAGGCUCCUGUUGGUGACACUCGUGUGCAGUUCCAUUUAGACCAAAUCCGGUUACUGGUAGCCCAUGAGACUCAGUUGGCAAUAUAUGAUGCCUCUAAGAUGGAUCGCAUUAGGCAGUGGGUUCCACAAGAUGUUCUGGCUGCUCCCAUAUCAUAUGCAGCUUAUUCCUGCAACAGUCAGUUAAUUUAUGCUACAUUUUCUGAUGGCAACACUGGGGUUUUUGAUGCCGACAGCUUGAGACUAAGAUGCCGUAUUGCACUAUCCACAUACUUUUCACCUGCAGCAGCUUUAAGUGGGAACCAGUCUGUUUAUCCUGUUGUCGUUGCGGCUCAUCCACUCGAGCCCAACCAAUUUGCCGUUGGAUUGACAGAUGGGUCCGUGAAAGUGAUAGAGCCUAGUGAAUCAGAAGGUAAGUGGGGAACCAGUCCACCUAUGGAUAAUGGAAUAUUGAACGGUAGGGCAGCAUCAUCAUCUACAACAAGCAACCACACACCCGACCUGGCAAAAAGAUAAGAACAUUCAUUGUACCAUACCAGCAUAUUCUUUCCAUCUGUAAUUUGAUCACCUUAGAUUUUUAGAUUUUGAUUUCCCCCCAUUUGUCCCAAAUCAAGGUCUUGUCAGCGUCAGCUCGGACAUAAAAAUGGCAAAUAUAAGCUCUUGUCUUGUAUACCUAAAUUUGUUCUAGUCAACUCGAUUACAUUAUUUAUACUGCACUGCAGUGUACCUCUUACUUGCCAACAAUGUGAAUCUGUCCACUCUCCUGACAUUUGUUGUAUGAAAUCCGUUAGUGAUAGAGCGAUUAUAUAUGAUGAAAUAAUAUGACCUGACUUUUCAGAGAA